Habropoda laboriosa is the source of this 2239-nucleotide messenger RNA. RefSeq names its product sestrin homolog. Gene Ontology annotation, molecular function: L-leucine binding; oxidoreductase activity, acting on peroxide as acceptor. Lineage: Eukaryota; Metazoa; Arthropoda; Insecta; Hymenoptera; Apidae. Gene Ontology annotation, cellular component: nucleus. The record is from RefSeq and is a predicted model, not a curated record. Gene Ontology annotation, biological process: cellular response to L-leucine; regulation of response to reactive oxygen species; positive regulation of macroautophagy. The transcript has 7 exons. Bases 387 to 1694 code for a protein of 435 amino acids.
GUACACAUCGUUCACCGUAGAAACUCCCUUCAGCACGUAAUGUUCAGUGUAACCUGAUUCUUGUGCUCUUACUUGAAAAUUGUGUGUCGGUGUUGUGAACGAAUCAUAGUAGUCUCUUUUUCUGCCUUUUUACUACUUUCCGUAUAUCGACAAUUCUCUUUUCUACCGUACGACCGGUUCUCUCACGAUAGAUAACGAGCGUACGAAAAGAUUCGAUCGAGCCUGUUGCAUCAAUACCCGAACGCGAAAAAGGGUACCAGCAAUACUUCUGUGAUAUUUAUUAUGACUGGUAAUUUCACGCCGGUGUUCCUCGUGUGUGACAACUCACGGACGUCCUAUCCCAAAGGAAGACCCACCGUUAAAACUCGCCGACUCAUAUUCUGUUGAUGGAUGCGUUCCUCCAGAACAAUAGGCUGGAUCAUGUCUCUGGGGUGAUGGCAUCGCACCCUUCGUACUUGGAGCACUUUCUCCGUACUCAACAUUUCAUCCUGAGGGGCGACGGUCCGCUGCCCUACGACUACAGGCAUCUGAUCGCCAUAAUGGCCGCGGGAAGGCAUCAGUGCAGCUAUCUGAUAAAUCUACAGAAAGGAGAGUUUAUCCUCCAGGGUGGCGACCCGUCGUGGUUACGAGGCUUGCAAUCAAUUCCGAGAAAACUACAGGAUCUGUAUGAGAUUAACAAGAUUCUAGCCCAUAGGCCGUGGUUGCUGAACAAAACGCACAUAGAGAAACUGACAAAAGGCACGGACAGUUGGUCUCUAGCCGAAGUCGUUCACGCGAUAGUCCUUUUGGCCCACUUCCACUCCCUCUCGUCUUUCGUCUUCUCCUGCGGGAUCAACGAGGAGCUGGACAACGUAACCGGGCACCAUUACAAAGAAAAUUUCCAGGAUAAUAGCAAUAACAUACCAACUGCCAAAGACAAGCUUUCCAGUAGUCCCAAGAAGAUUCCGAACGGCGAUGGCAAGACUGAAAAUAUGCCGUCGCCACCGUCCUCGCCGAGCAUAGUCGGCGAGCAGGAGGUUGGCGUUGUAGCGUUGAUGGAACGCAUGAAACGUCUUUCGGAGAAAUCAGAGUCCUAUCAGAUCACGCAAGAAGAGCUAUCGAAACGGUUCGAGACCGUGGAAACGCAAUCCGCCGAGCUGGCCGCGGCGCCGCAGAGAAGUAGCUCAGUCCUUGACUCUGACAUCGGCCACUUCAUCGAGGAUCCCACCUUCAUCUAUCAGGACUUCGCCAAGCGUGGCCAGCUGAACGAUAUACCGACGUUCCGCGUGCAGGACUAUUCGUGGGACGAUCACGGCUACUCGCUUGUGAACCGUCUCUACAACGACGUUGGCAAUCUUCUCGACGACAAAUUCAAGACAGCCUACAACUUGACGUACUACACGAUGGGCACGCAUAACAAGGUGGACACGUCCCGGUUCAGACGGGCGAUCUGGAAUUACAUUCAGUGUAUGUUCGGUAUCAGGCACGACGAUUAUGAUUACAACGAGGUGAACCAGCUGCUCGAGCGUAGCCUCAAGACGUUCAUCAAGAGUGCCGUCUGUUAUCCGGAACGUGUUACCAAGAGGGAUUACGAUCGCGUUAUGAGGGAGUUCAAGCAUAGUGAAAAGGUCCACGUGAAUCUGAUGAUCCUGGAAGCGCGGAUGCAAGCGGAGCUGUUGUACGCGCUUCGCGCGGUGAUGCGGUAUAUGACCUAAGCCGACUAUGGUCGCCGCUCCUUCGUCUACUUGCUGUCUGUCAGUUUGUCGUCGGUUUAUUUUAUCGUGUAACUCGCGCCGCGGAAUUAUUCGCCCAGGCAUCGUCUUUGCGGACUCUGCACACGGCACAGAAAGGAACGAGCGAACGCGACACCGAUUCUCACGCAGUAUGUACACAUUCAUAUAUGCAUACAUAUCGAUGCGUGUAUAUAUAUGUAUGUGUAACAAUGUAUCCUCACCACGAAGAGAGACACACACCGCGUAUUCACACACACACACACACACAUUUCACCAUCCAUCUUAUACACGAAUUCACACGCGUAAACAUAGAACCAUGAGUUCACGUUACAACAAACUCACACACACUAAUAGACAGAGCCAGAGAAACAGAUACAUACCGUAUAUAUAUAUAUGCAUAUGUAGGAUUUUAUGUAAAAACACCGCGCGUUAACGAAGAAGAAAAACCGGAGUUGGAGAGUGUCCUCUGUGUGGACGACGGAGUCGCAAGGUGUCCAGCGUUUGCUCGUCGCUGGUAACAUUAAACG